Messenger RNA from Drosophila hydei, 2530 nucleotides. RefSeq names its product DNA mismatch repair protein Mlh1 (gene Mlh1). The record is from RefSeq and is a predicted model, not a curated record. Gene Ontology annotation, molecular function: mismatched DNA binding; ATP binding; ATP-dependent DNA damage sensor activity. Gene Ontology annotation, cellular component: MutLalpha complex. Gene Ontology annotation, biological process: mismatch repair. The transcript has 3 exons. Lineage: Eukaryota; Metazoa; Arthropoda; Insecta; Diptera; Drosophilidae. The coding region runs from base 120 to 2099 and encodes 659 amino acids.
AAAACUGUUAACAAAUUAUUUGUUUAUUAAAGACUAGCUAAACAAUCCCAAACUGUCGAUAAAUCGAUAGUUUAUUGUCACAUCGCUAGUUUGUUUACAAUGCACAGAAUCUUGGCGCCAUGCUGGAACCUGGAAUCAUCAAAAAGUUAGAUGAGGUGGUUGUCAAUCGCAUCGCUGCCGGCGAGAUUAUUCAACGUCCAGCAAACGCACUAAAGGAAUUGUUGGAAAACAGUCUAGAUGCCAAAUCGAGUCAUAUUCAAGUAAACAUUAAGUCCGGCGGUCUGAAGCUGCUGCAAAUCCAGGACAAUGGCACUGGCAUACGCAAAGACGAUUUGGCUAUUGUUUGCGAGCGCUUCACCACAUCCAAGCUUAGCAAGUUUGAGGAUCUAACAGAAAUUGCCACAUUCGGUUUCCGUGGCGAAGCACUGGCCAGUAUUAGCCAUGUAGCCCAUCUGAGCAUUCAAACCAAGACGGCCACCGAGCGUUGCGGCUACAAGGCCACCUAUGCGGAUGGCAAGCUGCUUGCCCCACCAAAACCGUGUGCCGGCAAUCAGGGCACUAUCAUUACCAUCGAAGACUUGUUCUGCACAAUGCCACAGCGACGGCAGGCGCUUAAGUCCCCUGCAGAGGAAUUCCAAAAGAUCUCCGAUGUGCUAGCCAAGUACGCCGUCCACAAUCCACAGGUGGGGUUCGUUCUGCGCAAGCAAGGCGAGCAGCCAAGUCUAAAAACGCAAGCAUGCAGCUCUCGAGCAGAGAAUAUACGCGCUAUAUAUGGUGCCGCCGUUGCCAAGGAGCUGAUGGAGUUCAGUCAUAAGGAUGACAUGUUCAAGUUUGAGAUGGAGUGUCAGCUCACUCAGGUCAACUAUGCUGCCAAGAAGUCAACGCUUCUCUUGUUUAUCAAUCAUCGCCUAGUUGAAUCGUCAGCACUGAAAACUGCACUGGAUGCCGUGUAUGCCACGUAUUUGCCACGUGGCCAACAUCCGUUUGUCUACAUGAGCCUUAUGAUGCCGCCACAUAAUCUGGAUGUCAAUGUGCAUCCGACAAAGCACGAGGUGCAUUUUCUCUAUCAGGACGAGAUCAUUGAGCGCAUCAAGCAACAGGUGGAGGCCAAGCUGCUGGGCAGCAAUACUACACGUAGCUUCUACAAGCAGCUCAAGCUACCGGGCACCGUGGAUCUGGAGGUAACGCAAACGCUGGACAAAACGCAGCGCAUCUAUGAAAAGGACAUGGUGCGCACGGAUUCCACUGAGCAAAAGCUGGAAAAGUUUUUCAAAACGCUGGAGAAAACUGACUCGGGCCUAUCCUCCAGCUCUGGCAAUGAAACGCUAUCACAAGAGGAAAGCUUCCGGGUGACAGCAGCGCGCAAAUCAAAGGAGGUGCGCCUAACCAGCGUGCUGAACAUGCAGCAGAGUGUGGAGCGUCAGUGCCAAGUGCCAUUGCGCAGCAUCGUAAAGCAGCUGGUCUACGUGGGCUGUGUGGAUGAGCGGCAUGCGCUCUUCCAGCACGAGACGCGCCUCUACAUGUGCAACACGCAUGCCUUCAGCGAGGAACUCUACUACCAGCGCUUGGUCUACGAGUUCCAGAAUUGUCCCGAGGUGCGCGUGGUGCCGCCACUGCCGUUGCAGCAACUGUUGCUUAUUGCACUGGACAGCCAGGCCGCCGGCUGGGUGCCCGAGGAUGGCGACAAAACGGAGCUGGCCGAUAACGCAGUGGCCAUACUGCAAGAGAUGGCGCCUCUUAUGCGAGAGUAUUUCGCGCUGCGCAUCUCGGAGCAGGGUUGCUUGGAGUCCUUGCCAGCGCUGCUGCCCCAACAUGUGCCCAGCCGCGCCCAGUUGCCCAUCUAUCUGCUGCGCCUGGCCACCGAGGUGGAAUGGGCAGAGGAGGCGCAGUGCUUCGAGACAUUUUGUCGGGAGACCGCGCGCUACUACGCCCAGCUGGACUGGCAGGACGACGGUGACAUGCGCAGCCAGCACUGGUACAUGGAGCACGUGCUAUUCCCAGGCUUCAAGAAGUUCCUGCUGCCGCCGGCACACCUUAAGAAGCAUCUCUACGAGCUGACCAGCUUGCCUACCCUGUACAAAGUUUUCGAACGUUGCUAGCCGUGAAUUUUUGAAAUCAUUUAAUUUUUAAAUCAUAAUUAACAAUAGAACGAUAUCAGGCAAUUAUACCCAAUCAAUUAAGCACAACCAGCCCUGCAAAACUAUCGUGUUAAAAGGUGCAACUAAUUUCUCAUGUGUGUGAAUUUGGAUGGGCCUGAUUAAUAAAUGUAGUCAGCGUGUCAGUGUGAGUCUGUGUGGGUGUGUAUCUGUGCUAGUAUGAGUGUGUAAUUGCAUGUGUAUUUUUACUGGUCUGUAUCCACAUAUUCUGCAGCAAGCUUUGUUCUUGUUCAAUUCGUCAAACGUAAAACGAAAUACUUAAGCCUAAAGCGCGAAACCGAAAGGUGGGGGAGUAGCCACUGGGAAAACUAUACCCAAGGCGGACCGCAAGUAUUGUCGCCUUGUUUACGUUUUCCCUUUAAAAAAAAAAAAAA